AGCCUCUUGCCCAAGACUACACAGUGUUCGAUUACAUAGCACAGGGCCCGUUACCCACAUCUCCAUCCACAAAGCGUCUGUGUCAGGGAGAGAGAGAUGUACAUGCAGAACUUCCUUAGUGUGGUGGGCAGCACAUCUAUAUCAUAGAUGUGUGUGCAUCCACGGGGUUAGGGAUGUAUCCACUGAAAUGGCCCAAGGGUAUAGUAGCUGCUCAGUAAACAAGAAGCAAAUGGAAGGUUCAGUGAUGGCCGGAGCAGCUGCAGCUUCGAUGGGACUGUUUAUACUGCCAGAUCUGCUGAGACUCAUCCUCCCUUCCUUCUCUUCUUCUUCCUCCGGAGGCAGACAGGUGAUCCCACUGCUCCCUGGCCUGACAGUCUGAAGCAAUGCGCAUGUCUUCCAGAGACACGGACCUGCAUCCUGGACACCAUCACUUUGGCUCCUGUAGCCCCUUGAGUCAGCUGUGGCCUGGUCCGGAGCGUCAGUCAGUCAAGGGCCUUUACUACCGCAGGGCCCGGAAGGUGGGCACUCAGGACGCCUCUCCAGAGGCCAACCUGAAGGAGAUCCUGGUGAACGUGGGUGGCCAGCGGUACCUACUGCCCUGGAGCACCCUGGAUGCCUUCCCGCUGAGCCGCCUGAGCAGGCUCCGGCUGUGCCGCAGCUACGAGGAGAUCACGCAGCUCUGUGAUGACUACGAUGAGAAGAGCCAGGAGUUCUUCUUUGACAGGAACCCCAGCGCCUUCGGGGUGAUCGUGAGCUUCCUGGCCGCGGGAAAGCUGGUGCUUCUGAGGGAGAUGUGCGCUCUGUCCUUCCGGGAGGAGCUGAGCUACUGGGGCAUCGAGGAAGCCAACCUGGAGCGUUGCUGCCUGCGCAAGCUACUCAAGAAGCUGGAGGAGGCGGCCGAGCUGCGCCGGCAGGAGGCUGCCCAGCGCCAGCAGCAGCGCCAGGCCUGCCACUCCGAGGUGCGCGCUUCGCGAUGGGCCCGCAGCAUGAACCGGCUGCGGGAGAUGGUGGAGGACCCACAGUCAGGGCUGCCCGGGAAGGUCUUCGCCUGCCUCUCCGUUCUCUUCGUGGCUACCACGGCUGUCAGCCUGUGUGUGAGCACCAUGCCCGACUUCAGGGCUGAGGAGGACAAGGGAGAAUGCACGACAAAGUGCUACUACAUCUUCGUGGUGGAGACCAUCUGCGUGGCCUGGUUCUCCCUGGAGUUUUGCUUGCGCUUUGUCCAGGCCCCGAACAAAUGUCAGUUCUUCCGCGGGCCCCUGAAUGUCAUCGAUAUUCUAGCCAUCUCUCCAUACUACGUGUCGCUCGCGGUGUCUGAUGAGUCCCCGGAGGCGGGCGAGAGGCCGAGCGGCAGCUCCUACCUGGAGAAAGUGGGGCUGGUGCUGCGGGUUCUGCGGGCGCUGCGCAUCCUCUACGUGAUGCGCCUGGCCCGCCACUCGCUGGGACUGCAGACGCUGGGCCUCACUGUGCGCCGCUGCGCCCGAGAGUUUGGCCUCCUGCUGCUCUUCCUGGGUGUGGCGGUUACCCUCUUCUCUCCUUUGGUCUAUGUGGCUGAGAAUGAGUCCGGAAGGGUCCUGGAGUUCACUAGCAUCCCCGCGUCCUAUUGGUGGGCCAUCAUCUCCAUGACCACGGUGGGCUAUGGGGACAUGGUCCCUCGGAGCGUGCCGGGACAGAUGGUGGCUCUGAGCAGCAUCCUUAGCGGGAUCCUCAUCAUGGCUUUCCCAGCCACAUCCAUCUUCCACACCUUCUCUCACUCCUACCUGGAGCUGAAGCGGGAGCAGGAGCAGGUCCAGGCUCGCCUCCGGCGUCUUCAGAACACCAAUUCGGCCAGCGAACGGGAGCUCCUGAGUGACGUAGAUGACCUGGUCCCGGAGGGCCUGACCUCCCCAGUCCACUACCUCCCACCACCUUAGGAAUGUGCCAUAGCUUCAAUCCAUCCCAAGGCUGAGACCGACUCCUGCAUCUCUCCCAUGGACCACAUGGGGGCGUGAGCUCAGAAUACUAACUUCCAAAGCAGGGAAAGUGCCAGGCCACGAACGACAUCUUUGUUGUGAUCCUGGGCCCACCCCUAUUCCUUCCCCAGCUCCCUACCAGUCACGGGGCACGGCCCAUCUUGCCACAGUGGAUGGGUGUCCCUGUUCUUUUCCCUUCCUUGCAAACUCCAUGCCCUUCUACCCUGGGCUCUGGAUGCUCACAGAACUGACUUCCGCUGAUGCAAAUACGGGGUCUGCAGAUUUCCAUCUUCUCCCUCAGACGCCCUGUCCUGGGCCACACCACUCCUGAGAAUCAGAGAGUUCUGGCACUGAGACCUGCUCAGAGCCCCACGCGGCCUGUGAGGCUUCCAGGACGAUUUUGUGUUCUUUUAUUGCCUUCCACCACCAACUGUAUUACCAAAUGUCACGGGAGCUAGUACCCACUGUCCUAGAAGCUCUUAGCAAGAAGGCAGUCCUUCCUGGCCACUCCAGAAAAUCCUGUCAGACUCUAAUGGCUGCAAGCCUGCUGUCACCUACAACACGCCUGGGGACCUACCUGGGCAGGACGGUCACCUGCAAGUACCCAGUUGGCCAGCUGGACUCUGGGUGGACAUUCUUUAGUUAUCCAGCUUCUAGCCUUGACAAAGGGACUCUGAGAACUGUAUAAUGUCCCCUUCAGAGGACAAUAGCACCAGGAAGGAACCUCAGUCAGUUAACCAUGGCUGACAGCUCAGCAGGACAGCCUUAAGCCUUCCUGGUUCUAGCUCCCCGCACGGAACCCGCACUGAUGGAGGACAGGCAUCCGUGCUGUCCUCUCUGUGUGUCCACACAUCCAUGAGCUCAUCUGUCCACAGACUCAGCCCUGGGAUCCACAGAGGGGGCAGAUCGCCAUGGCCGGUGCCCCAAAGUUUCCCAAGACAAUGCGGGCUAAUGCUGGAGGGUCGCUUGUGGGGCUGGGGUGGGUGGGUGGGCAGAGCAGUAGGGCAGGCUAGGAUCGGGAGCUGGUGGAC
This is a messenger RNA of Apodemus sylvaticus (European woodmouse), 2983 nucleotides long. It is a transcript of the gene Kcng4, whose product is annotated as potassium voltage-gated channel modifier subfamily G member 4. The record is from RefSeq and is a predicted model, not a curated record. Gene Ontology annotation, molecular function: delayed rectifier potassium channel activity. The transcript has 2 exons. Lineage: Eukaryota; Metazoa; Chordata; Mammalia; Rodentia; Muridae. Gene Ontology annotation, biological process: potassium ion transmembrane transport; protein homooligomerization. Gene Ontology annotation, cellular component: membrane; voltage-gated potassium channel complex. Bases 384 to 1913 code for a protein of 509 amino acids.